Epinephelus fuscoguttatus (brown-marbled grouper) is the source of this 1796-nucleotide messenger RNA. Its product is annotated as deoxyribonuclease-1-like. Gene Ontology annotation, biological process: DNA catabolic process. NCBI's taxonomy places the organism in Eukaryota, Metazoa, Chordata, Actinopteri, Perciformes, Serranidae. Gene Ontology annotation, cellular component: nucleus. The record is from RefSeq and is a predicted model, not a curated record. The transcript has 9 exons. Gene Ontology annotation, molecular function: DNA nuclease activity. Bases 595 to 1599 code for a protein of 334 amino acids.
UUUUAAGAUUGUUUUUUUGGGGCUUUUUGCCUUUAAUGUACAGGAUAGAGUGAAAUGGGGCAGAGAGACAGAGUGGGGGGUGACAUGCAACAAAUGGUUGCAAGCCAGAGUCGAACCUGCGACCACUGCGGCAAGGUAUUGCCAUUGUACAUGGGCGCCGGCACUAUCCACUGCUCUACCAACGCCCCACUGUGUUCCAGUUUUUAACCUGUCCUUUUUCAUAGCAACUAAGAGUGACAAAAUGUUGAAUUUUUUGCUACAGACAUAAAGUUAAAUGUCAUAAAUGAUGUUGGUGACAGUCAGUUACAAACAAAAAAACUGGGCUGUCCUCUUGUGUCAAAAAUUCUUUCUCUCUUACAUUCUUCCUCUCUCCCUUUUGAAAGUGAUCAUCCAAUCAUCGUCCUCCUUUAAAAAAACAACUGCAGAGAAAAGAAAUCUCUUGUACAACCGGGUGUCAACACUGUGUGCCUCUGACACUGUCCAAUCUUUGUAAGUAAAGCUGGGAGAAAAAUAGCUGCGUCAGACUGUGUGAGUGUGUUUGUGUGUUUAAAACAAUGCUGAAUACUUUUAUAAAAGUAUUUUACACUAAUUUAAAUGUCUCUGUCAGCUCUUCUUUUAUCAGACAUGAAGAUUGCUGCGUUCAACGUGCAGAGGUUUGGGUUGACUAAAGUCGCAGAUCCAGACGUCCUGUCAACUCUGGUUAAGAUUGUGUCUCGAUAUGACAUCAUACUGAUUCUGGAGGUGGUGGAUGUGAGCGGAGCUUCUGUUAGACUGUUUUUGACAGAACUGAACAGAGUCAACACAACCCAUCACUACACUCUGCAGCUCAGUGCCCGCCUGGGGAGAAACAGAUACAAGGAACAGUUUUUGUUUCUGUACAGGGACGACGUCGUUGACCUGAUCGACUGCUAUCAAUAUGAAGACAACCAGGUGAACGAUGUGGAUGCUUUUGCAAGAGAGCCAUAUAUUCUCCACUUCAAACCACACAACACAGUGCUGAAAGAUAUAGUGCUGAUCCCAGUCCACACCAAACCCUGGGACUCAGAGAAAGAGCUGGAUGAGCUGUAUGACGUCGUCCUGGUGGUCAAAGACAAGUGGAAAACUGAUAACAUAAUGAUUCUGGGGGAUUUCAAUGCAGAUGGCGUGUAUCUCACCAAUAAGGAGAUGAAGGGGAUUCGUAUUCGCAGUGACAAGAACUUCCACUGGCUGAUUGGUGACGACGUGGACACCACUGCAAACACAUCAAACGAGCACACCUACGACCGGAUUGUUGUGUAUGGAGAUGACAUGCUGGCAGCCUUCGUGCCAAACUCAGCCAAGCCAUUCAAUUUCCACAAAGAGUUUGCUAUGACCGAAGAAAUGGCCCUGAGGGUGAGCGACCACUACCCUGUCGAGGUGGAGUUAUGCAAAGCUGUUCCUUUCUGGGAGACAAAGACCUGCCGAAAAUGUGACAUAACCCGGCAGGCAUCAGGCACAGAGAGUCUGCAGGCGGACGUGUUGAAGCUGCAGAAAGAAAAUCUCCUGCUGGAGAGAGAAAAACUUCAGCUUCAGAUCUCCAUAUUAAAACAAAAGCUUGCCACACUCAAACUAAAGGAAUGACCACAAGAUCUCAAACAUGACUGGCUCUGCUGCGACAAAAUCGCCAGGAUAAUGUUGGCAUCGUACAUUUCUGCAAACCACAUAUAUAUAACAUUUGCACAUUAUUAUGUAGUGGAUAUGUUGACAUUGAAUUUUUUUGUGUGUGUCCAUAAUGUGUGGUUAUGUUUAGGCACGAAUAAACACUUGGUUAUGGUUUG